AUGGUCCUCGACACACUCACUAUUACGUUUGAGCUGGCGCAAGAGUCGCGCGACAAGUGCGCCAAGGCGUUCAAGACGGUACACUACUUCCCGAACCGGGACGAGGCGCCGCCGCGCGACGUCGUGCAGGCGACGGAAAUAUGGUUCUGUAAUUGGCUCGGGUUGCCGGAUGAUGUGAGGGAGGAGGAUUUGGGCAAAACGAAGAUUGUGCAGCUUACCAGUGCUGGCGCCAACAUGGCGCUGAAGCAUCCUGCCUUCCAGGACCCCAAGCUGGUGAAGCAGAUCAAGAUCUGCAACACCUCCGGUAUCCACGCAUACAGCAUCCCGCAGUACAUCAUCGGCCAAAUCGUCAACUGUGAGCUUCGUUUGGCGGAGAAGCGCUGGCCCGCACGCAACGAGAUGAAGUACCGCCCGGACCCGAACGAGGCGCCCUCUUCCUCCUUCGGCGCGACGAGCUACUACAAGAUGCGCGGCCGCACGGCGGGCUUGCUCGGGUACGGCGCGAUUGCGCGCGAGACGGCGCGUCUCCUGCAAGCGUUCGGGAUCAAGGUCAUUGCGGCGAAUUCGCGCGGCGAGCGGCGCGUCGAUGACGGCUACAUCAUCCCGGGCACUGGGGACAAGGAGGGCACGAUCCCAGAGCAGUACUACUCGACCAGCGACCCCGAGUCGUUCAAGCAGUUCCUGAACCGGAGCGAGAUCCUCAUCGCGUCCCUGCCCAGCACGCCGCAGACGCACUACAUGCUCACGCGCGAGCAUUUCGCCCAGCUGCCCAAAGACGCCAUCUUCAUUAAUGUCGGUCGGGGUGAUCUGGCCAAGUCUGAGGACAUUCUCGCCGCUCUUGACCAGCCCGAGGGCCUGCUCGCCGUCGGACUCGAUGUGACCGACCCGGAACCCCUGCCGAAGGGCCAUGCCCUGCUCUCGCACCCGCGCGCUGUCAUCACGCCCCACAACUCGAGCGACUUUGCCGGAUACUUUGACGCUGGGACGGAUAUGAUGAUUGCCAGCGUCGAGCGCGUGCGUCAGGGCGGGGAACCCAUGAACGUCAUCGAUCCGGAGAAGGGCUACUAA
Molecule: messenger RNA, 1068 nt
Organism: Trichosporon asahii var. asahii CBS 2479
Lineage: Eukaryota; Fungi; Basidiomycota; Tremellomycetes; Trichosporonales; Trichosporonaceae
Product: oxidoreductase
Exons: 5
Coding region: 1-1068 (355 amino acids)
Molecular function (GO): NAD binding
Source: RefSeq, a predicted model, not a curated record